CCUAAGGUAUUCAUUUGUUUGCCAUCUGUCUAUUGAUGGUCUACUUUGAUUACCACUUGGCAAUGUUGAUUGACAGAAGCAGUAGUUUCACUCUGCAUGGUCUCCAACUGUCGCCUUUUUACCACUCAUUUGUUAUGUUUUCUCAAAUGUCUCAGAGUAGUCAUUUAAGCUUCAGAAUUUUGGAGUGAGUCUUCUUCUAAAUCUAAUUCUCUAGCAACACUCAUUUCAGUUGCAAAGCUUUAAGGUAAUGCUUCUCCUCUACUUCUUUUACAUUUUUGUGUAUUAGUUGAUGAUUCUUUCUAUUUAGAGUAAGAAAAGUUCUUUGUAGUCAGUUGUAUUAGAUAGAGGCAGAAUUUGUCUUAAAAAGAAAUGAGGAAUAUACAUAAUUGACUUAUAAUGGAUCAAACUUUUCAGUAUGGUUUUUUGUUAUUAAUUAUCUAUGUAUGUGAGAUUUAAUUUGCAUUGUUUGUUUCAGGUCUGCUUAAACUCUUUCUGCAAAUCAACAAUAUUUUUUGCUCAAAAUGUCCAGAAAUUACUUGCUUUCUGAUUCUCCAGAUGGUAAGAGGGAAUGAAUGUUGAUAUCUUAUUAGAAAAAUAACUUUUAUGGAUAUGUUGUUUCAAUUUUCAAUCCAUGGUUAUUUUUCUUUGCUUUUAGAUCCAAUUGUCACAUCAUCGGUAAUUAGAGAUCUUGAAGGGGAAUUUAUAACGGGCCAUAUUAUACUUCGACUCAUUCAUAUUUGGUAUUCUGAUGAAUAUAUUGGAACUGAAGCAAAUCAGUUUAUGUAUACACUAUGGAUUGACAAAGAGGUUUGUAUAUGCAUUUCUAUUGUCAUAAUUGUUGUAUUUAUAAUUGAAGAUUGUCCAUAUAAAAGUUAUAUAUUAUCUAAUUGGAUAUUGAUUAUUUCCUUUGCUUUACAGGAAAAUAUGGUGGAAGGAGUAACAAAUGAAGAAGAUAUUCGUUAUAUGCAGAAUUAUUUGAGUGUGGGAAGCCUAUAUAAUAUUGAAAACGUGCGCCUAACAAAGGCAAUGAGAAUUCAUCGUACAGCACCAGGAGAUAUUCGUAUAUACCUUUGUCGUGGAUUAAAGUUCAAUGCAGUACAUGAAAAUCGAUUUGGGGCACACUUUUCUGUUGACAGUUUUAAAAACAAUGAAUUUGUGGAUCUCUGGAGUAUGGUUGUGAAUCCGACGCAUCUUGCAGACCUUACAGGUCGUAUUCUCUCCAUAGCACAACCAGUGCAUAAUGAUGAUGGCACAAUGCUUGUGAUUGUAAAAAUAGAAAAUACUAGGAAUGCAACUGUUGCUAUCAAUUGGAUAACUACUGUGAGUGAUUUCUAUUCGUGGGUUGAAAUUCAAGAAAUGAUAUAUCCAGUGGUUGUUACAUUCACAAGUAUCUUGGUUUAUGAGCCUGAACCCAAUUUUAAUCUGCUCCUCACGAGCACAAAUGCAACACGCUUGAUACGUGGUUCGUAUACGCAUCGAUAUAGGGAACUGUUGAACAGUUCCAUGUAGGCAAGAUAUUGGUGUUUGGUACAAAUUGAGGAUUUUAUUGCAGAUCAUGGAAUAGUGAGACAAAAAAAUACCGUUUAUUGGUAUGUUAGAAUAAAAUGUACCUUUUGUUAAUUUUUUUGUCAUCUGUAAGUAGUGAUGUACCUUUUUUAUUGAAUGCAGGUAUGAUGCAUUAGUGUGUUGCAAAGAUUUCAUAGAUAGUGAAAGUAUUGAGUUUGGCUAUUCAGUAAUGGUUCAAUUGUUGCAAAUGUCAGCUCAAGAUUUCAGUAUUCUUCAACAUUUUGAGCAAGAGGGAUUGAUUGAGCGAAUACGAGGAAAAUAUUUUACUGUAGAACUAUCUAUCUCAGAAUGUUCCUAAGGAAAUAGACAUAUGACUGUGACUGUUCUAUGGAGUCCAUUAUGUUCACGCAUUGUUUAGGACUUAGACUGACAGUUUUAGUAGUGUUUAUUAGCAACGUAUAUGUAAUCUUAUUUUCUUUGUUUUCAGUUUUUGUAAUUGAUCGUCUUUAAGACAAAAGGAUAUCUACGAAUUCCAGUCGUAUAUCUUGCUUAGACUAAAAUUGUACUAUGUUCAAAGUAAAACAAUAAUGAUGGAAAUUGAAU
Molecule: messenger RNA, 2109 nt
Organism: Linum trigynum
Lineage: Eukaryota; Viridiplantae; Streptophyta; Magnoliopsida; Malpighiales; Linaceae
Source: the annotation of a GenBank genome assembly